This is a messenger RNA of Drosophila eugracilis, 1177 nucleotides long. Its product is annotated as period clock protein. NCBI's taxonomy places the organism in Eukaryota, Metazoa, Arthropoda, Insecta, Diptera, Drosophilidae. The record is from RefSeq and is a predicted model, not a curated record. The transcript has a single exon. The coding region runs from base 824 to 1177 and encodes 117 amino acids.
UCUUUAGGUUGCUUGGAAUGCAAACACUCAUAUUAGACGUUUGCUGUGGAAAUUCGGAGAACUUUAAAAUUACUUCAUAAUUUUUUUUCAUAGUUUUAUAUAGGCCUUUUCCAACAUAAUAUCCCGGGUUUACUUCAAUCGUGCACUUGCCUUUGUUUACCUCAGUGCAGUCUCCACAUAAUGCCAGGUCUUCAUUAAAUGCGCUACAGAAAGUAUAUAGGAAAAUAGAGAAAAUAAAAAUUAAAAAAGUAUGAUUUUUUGACAUUUUAAGCUAAAAAUAAGAUGUUUAUUUUGAUGAAAAUAAUUUUGACUUCUAACUUUUUCAGGACGAGUAUAUCAAUGACUACUUCAUUAGCCUAUUACCUCAUUUCGAUGAGCUUAGUCAUUAGCUUGACUAACAAAUGACAUAGUAAAGUUUAGAUAGAGAUGGUAUUACUAUUUAACUGGUUUUUAUGUAUAUGAAACCUUAUGUUUUGAAACUGCUAUAGUCAAGGGCAUGAAGUAAAUACAUACAUAACCAACCGAAACUCUGUUUAAUCUCAUAAAGCGUGUACAAAAAGUACACAUUUGCUUAACUAACAGUUUGGCUAUUGCUGUCUGAUUUUCUUGUAACAAAAGAAUUCAAUUAAAGUUAUAGCUAGAAAGAAAUAAACACUAUUUUUAAGUAAGUAGCGGAGUAGGGAAACUUGGUCGUUGUAAAUUUCCACUCUUUCGACCCAAUAAGACAGUGUGCGUGUUGGUGCUAGCGGGGGUAUAAAUUGGCUGGGAGCAUAUUGAAUCCACACACAAUUCUUUAAGUAUCACACGUUGAAUAUCUUUGAAAAUGAGGUUCCUUCUUCCACUGACUUUGGCAGUGGUGGCCAUUUACUGCUUCUCCUUUGUUGAUUCAGCCACCUCGGACGACAAAGCAACCACCAGUGGAACAGGCACUGGCACUGGUACUGGAACUGGAACUGGAACCGGUACUGGCACUGGCACUGGCACUGGCACUGGCACUGGGACUGGCACUGGGACUGGUACCGCAACUACCACUACAACAACUCAUGCUCCGACCAGCACCUCCACUACAACCAAAUCACCGGUGCAUCAUAGAAGGAGGCAUCAUCGAAGACGUCGUAUCCUCCACAGAAUACGCAUUAGGCGUGCCGAGGCCGAGAGAAGACGUCGCCGAGGCUAA